Molecule: messenger RNA, 1673 nt
Organism: Vombatus ursinus (common wombat)
Lineage: Eukaryota; Metazoa; Chordata; Mammalia; Diprotodontia; Vombatidae
Gene: AGXT
Product: alanine--glyoxylate and serine--pyruvate aminotransferase
Exons: 11
Coding region: 93-1271 (392 amino acids)
Cellular component (GO): peroxisome
Molecular function (GO): L-alanine:glyoxylate transaminase activity; L-serine:pyruvate transaminase activity
Source: RefSeq, a predicted model, not a curated record
CAAUCAUCCCAGGCAGAGUGCUCUGGGCUUCCCAGGCAGCAGGUUGGGUCCAGCCACACAUCCCUGUCCUAACACUUCUACAGAGCCAGGCCAUGGCCAGCCACCCGUUGAUUGUGGCCCCCCCAGCCUCCCUGAGGAAGCCCCUGAGAGUCCCAAACAAACUUCUGUUGGGGCCUGGACCUGCCAAUCUUUCUUCUCGGGUCAUACUUGCAGGGACCCACCAAGUGAUCGGACCCCUGCAGGAUGAAAUGUACAAGAUCAUGGAUGACAUCAAAGAUGGCAUCCGGUAUGCUUUCCAAACACAGAACACGCUCACCCUGGCCCUCAGUGGCUCUGGACACACAGCUAUGGAAGUUUCCGUGCUCAACCUGGUUGAACCAGGGGAAUCUGUCCUGGUGGGGGUGAACGGCAUCUGGGGAGAGCGGAUAGUGGACAUGGCUGAGAGGAUUGGAGCCAAAGUGCACCAGAUGGUGAAGGUCCCUGGAGAGUAUUACACUCUGCAAGAAGUGGAGAAGGGUCUCACUCAACAUAAACCUGUGGUGUUUUUUCUCACCCACGGAGAAUCAUCCACUGGAAUACUGCAGCCCUUGGAUGGCUAUGGUGAUCUUUGCCACAGGCAUGAUUGUUUGCUCGUGGUGGACUCUGUAGCCUCUUUAGGGGGAGCUCCAAUUUACAUGGACAAGCAAGGCAUUGACGUCUUGUACUCUGGCUCUCAGAAAGUCUUAAAUUCCCCUCCUGGCAUUUCCCUGAUUUCUUUCAGUGAAAAAGCCAGAAGUAAGAUUUUUAAUCGAAAGACAAAGCCUUUAUCUUUCGUUUUGGACAUGAAGUUGCUGGCCAACUAUUGGGGUUGUGACAACAAUCCUAGAGUGUAUCAUCACACCAUCCCAAUCAUCAGCCUCUUUGCCCUUCGAGAGAGCUUGGCCCUGUUAGCUGAUGAGGGCCUGGAGAAGAGCUGGAAGAAACAUCAAGAAGCCACGGAAUACCUGCACAGGGAGCUUCAGAAGCUGGGCCUCCAGCUCUUUGUGAAGGAGCCGAAGGCGAGGUUACCCACGGUCACUACAGUGGCUGUUCCUCAGGGAUACAACUGGAAGAACAUCACCACCUACCUCUGGAAGAAACAUGACAUUGAGAUCGUUGGAGGCCUGGGACCUUCUGCUGGCCUGGUGCUGAGGAUUGGUCUCCUCGGGUGCAAUGCCACCAAAGCCAGCGUGGACCGCGUCAUCCUGGCCCUGAAGGACGCCCUGCGGCACUGUCCCAAGAGCAAGCUGUAGCGGGUCCAGCCCCCUCCCCCACCUCCUCAUCUGAAAUAAGCUGAACCUGAACUUGAUUGGGCUGGGAGUGGGUGAGAAUCUGAAGGAGCAGGGCCAGAGAAGGAAGGGGGAACACGCUCUUGAAAAAGGAUGAGAGCAGGUGAAGUAAUGGGGCUUGGGGGCCCUCUCUCUGCUCCCCGGCCUCCUUGUAGGUCCUCCCUUUGUUCUGGUGAUGCCUCUUCCUCAUACAGGCCAAUCAUCCCUAGGUUUCUUUUCUAUAGAGCUCAUAGCCCCACACUUCUGGGAAAUGGCCUUUGCAGCUUCUGAUGUCUUGAGGGUUUUCUGGGGCUGGGAAAUUGGGGUCAGCCCAAUGCCGUGCCUAUGUCUUUCUUUAAUUAAAGAACCUGUUUGGUCUGCCCUGGC